UGUCCGCCGCGCGCGGGGAGGGGGGAAGCACUUCGAUUUGACGCAUUAACGUAUGGGCUGUCAGUGCGAGUUGGGGGGAGGUAAACAAGAUGGCGACAACCUGAGUGUCAAGAGUAACACGAACAGUUAGAAAAAUUAAUUGAUAUCUUGUUGGACCCAAGAGACACAUUUGCUUCCUUUCGGACGGACACGCAAAGGGGACAUGAGACCUGCAAUGGAAACAAGAUUCACACGGAUAUAGGCACCGGGCAGUAGGCGCCGUGGUGGGAUAGGGGACACCUGAGCACGGUGGCUCAGUCGACCUCCAGGAGCGGGCUGACGGCAGAGAUUUGACUGAUACUGCUGCUUGCAUUUGGCUGUAUUUCUGUGCUUGGAUACAGUCCAGCUGUGCACACUUUGUGUGUCCUGAAGAAAACUAUGCAGCAUAAGCCUUUGACAAAAUGCUGUGCUGCAUGGCCUUGAAGCAGGACUGGUUGCCUUUACCCAAGACUGUAUGGUAUUAAAUUCAUAUACAGAGGUACAGCAUUUCAGAAUCAGUUUUCUCAUUUCUGUUCAACUGCACUUGUCGCAGGUAUAGUACAUAAUGCACUGUAUAAAGCAUUAAUUCGGCACGAGAUCCAACAGGUUCUUCAUGUCUAUCAGAACCUCUUAAAGAGCCCUAAUGUUUACAAAUUUGGAUCGAUUCCCCACCCCUGUCAGCUCUCAGGCCUGAUCCCUCCCUCUCCCAUGUUCAUUACUUUGUAAGUCAUCUGUAUUCCAUCUUGUGGAAUUCAAAGACUCGACUCAGCGCUGAAAGGCUAUCUGUGGAAUACUGUCCAGCUAUUUGCAAAUAUAUUUUGCACUGUAUGCUUAAACUGUGACUGCAGAAGUAUCAGUUAUGAGUACCGGGGAGCUGCAUCAUCUUGACUAUGAAAAUGAACUGAUGGAGAUGGAUACUUUCAUCCACCGCUUUGACUCUACAGAGGUGAUCUACCAGCCACGGAGGAAGAGGGCAAAGCUGAUAGGAAAGUACUUGAUGGGGGAUCUGCUAGGGGAGGGAUCUUAUGGCAAGGUAAAAGAGAUGCUGGACUCAGAGACACUUUGUCGCAGGGCUGUCAAGAUACUGAAGAAGAAGAAGCUGAGGAGAAUUCCCAAUGGAGAAGCCAAUGUGAAAAAGGAGAUUCAGCUGCUAAGAAGACUCCAACACAAGAAUGUGAUUCAGUUGGUGGAUGUCCUCUACAAUGAAGAGAAGCAGAAAAUGUAUAUGGUGAUGGAGUAUUGUGUUUGUGGGAUGCAAGAAAUGCUGGACAGCGUCCCAGAGAAAAGGUUUCCAGUAUUUCAAGCUCACGGGUACUUUUGCCAACUCUUAGAUGGCCUUGAAUAUUUGCACAGCCAGGGAAUAGUUCACAAAGACAUUAAACCAGGGAAUCUGUUGCUGACUACAGACGGGGCACUUAAAAUCUCCGACCUUGGAGUAGCAGAGGCCCUUCACCCAUUUGCAGAAGAUGACACGUGUCGUACCAGUCAGGGCUCUCCGGCCUUCCAGCCUCCAGAGAUCGCCAACGGACUGGACACCUUUUCAGGGUUUAAAGUAGACAUUUGGUCUGCUGGAGUAACACUAUACAACAUUACAACAAGUCUGUAUCCAUUUGAGGGUGACAACAUCUAUAAGCUAUUUGAAAACAUUGGAAAAGGAGACUACACUAUUCCCGAGGAGUGUGGACCACUCCUGUCGGACCUGCUGCGAGGGAUGCUUGAGUAUGACCCUGUGAAGAGGUUUUCCAUACAGAACAUAAGGCAACACAACUGGGUGCGUAAGAAACACCCACCGUCUGAGCCCCCUGUGCCCAUCCCCGCCAGUGCAGAGAGCAGGGACCCUUGGCGUAGUAUGACAGUGGUGCCCUACCUGGAGGAUCUGCACGGUUACACAGAGGAGGAGGAUGAUGAGCUCUAUGAUGGAGAGGAUGAGAUCAUUUACACUCAGGACUUCACUGUGCCAGGACAAGUGGCUGAAGAAGACGGAGUUCAUGGGACUGCAGACCACAGUCCUGCUGUAGCCAAGCCAGUUUGUGUGAACGGAACAGAUGGGGGGUCUCUGAACAGCAAGGCCAAAGCAGAACGCCAAUCAUCCUCCUCAUCCAAUCCCUCACGCAAAGGAGUCUCCACAGCCAGCAAGAUCCGCAAGCUCUCCACCUGCAAACAACAAUGCUCCCCCCCCCACCCUUGCUCAGCAACAGCCCACCUGGUUUCCCUGCCCCCAUCUUUCCGUUUGGAGUCCUCACAGCUGGGAGCGAAACCUGCUGACGUUAAUGCCAUACCUCCCAUACCUCGAUGGACCACUGGCCUGCAGAGUCUUUUGAUGAUGCUGUAUGUGUGAAGGGGAGGAGGAGGAGGACAGCAUGGAAUGUUCUUUUUGCUCUGAGACUGAAGUAUUUCUCCCUCCACCCUGUCAACCUGUUUGGAGUGUUGCACCGGACAUUACAAACACCAUCACCCCUGUACCCCACCCGUCUCCCCUCUCUCACCCUACCAUCUGGUUUUUUUUGUUGUUGUUUUUUUUUUUUUUUUGUUAGUUUGUUUUUUGACU
Messenger RNA from Monopterus albus (swamp eel), 2566 nucleotides. It is a transcript of the gene stk11, whose product is annotated as serine/threonine kinase 11. The record is from RefSeq and is a predicted model, not a curated record. The transcript has 11 exons. The coding region runs from base 878 to 2356 and encodes 492 amino acids. Lineage: Eukaryota; Metazoa; Chordata; Actinopteri; Synbranchiformes; Synbranchidae. Gene Ontology annotation, cellular component: cytoplasm. Gene Ontology annotation, biological process: intracellular signal transduction; establishment of cell polarity; protein phosphorylation. Gene Ontology annotation, molecular function: ATP binding; protein serine/threonine kinase activity; protein kinase activator activity.